This is a messenger RNA of Megalobrama amblycephala (Wuchang bream), 1373 nucleotides long. Its product is annotated as complement factor H-like. Gene Ontology annotation, molecular function: chemokine activity. Gene Ontology annotation, cellular component: extracellular region. The record is from RefSeq and is a predicted model, not a curated record. Bases 83 to 1084 code for a protein of 333 amino acids. Gene Ontology annotation, biological process: immune response; defense response; chemotaxis. The transcript is spliced from 9 exons. NCBI's taxonomy places the organism in Eukaryota, Metazoa, Chordata, Actinopteri, Cypriniformes, Xenocyprididae.
AAAUCAUUAACUUGUUGUUGAUCUCCAUCAGACAAGAGUAUCAAAGAUAGACCAAAAAAGAUAACCGUGAACUGAGCUCAAAAUGAGAGUUCCAGUAAAACUCCUCGGCUUCAUCUUUUGGUUGUUUUUCUUUAAUUGUGUUCAAAGUCAAGACUGUUUUCGUAAGGACAUCAAAUAUGAAAACACAGAACCACCUGCAAAAGCUUCAUACAGUGAUGGUGAAACAGUGAAACUGUACUGCAUGACAGGUUUUACUGGCGUGUAUAGAUUAAAGUGUGAAGAGGGAACAUGGAACACAAUCGUUGAGCGACAAUGUGCAAAGAAAAAAUGCAGUCACCCAGGAGACACACCAAAUGGUGAUUUUAAACUUACAGCAGGGUCGGAGUUUGUUUUAGGAGCAACAGUGUUGUAUACUUGCAAGAAAGGAUUUGAAAUGACAAGCGAAAUCAAUAAUCGUACCUGCAGAGCUCAAGGAUGGGAUAAUACUGUCCCUGUCUGUGAGGCUGUGAAAUGUCCAGCCAUUCGCACAGAUGCGUUUGUGACUGCAUCAGGCAACACAGAAGAGGCAAAUUAUGGUGAUGUUAUCCACUUUGAGUGUGUAUCUGCAGACAAAAAGAUAAAUGGAAGUAGUGACAUUAACUGCACAGAGACGGGCGAGUGGAGUGACUCUGUUCCAACAUGCAAAGAGAUAACAUGCAUAGCACCUGUUAUAUCAAAUGGUUUUGUUGUUGAGCCAGUGCAAGAAUACCAGAGAGAUGCCAUGUUAAAAUAUGGAUGUUCACCAGGGUUCAAGGCUAGAGAGGGAAUCCCCAGAUGUGCUAAAUUUGGCUGGACUCUGAACCCAGAAUGUUAUGGGCAGAACCAGAUUCACAAAGGCAGGUGCCUCUGUCCUCAUGGAGUGAGUGUGGUUUUAGUGAAGAACAUUGAGAAGGUUGAAAUCAUCCCUCCAAGUCCAUUUUGUGGAAAACAAGAGAUUAUUGUCACUCUGAAGAAUGGUGCAAGGGUAUGCAUGAAUCCAGAGUCAAAAUUCACUCAAAAUAUCAUAAAGGCUCUUGAGAAGAGGAGCCAGCAGUCUGACACCUGACAUCAACAUCAUCAGCACCAACAUCCUUCAAAUGACUUCAUUGUUGGAGUUCAAUGAAAAAAUAAACAACUAAAAAUAUUUAAAACAUUUCCUAUUGCAUAUAAUGAUUAAAUUAUUAUUAUUAUUAAUCUGAGCGCUGGGUUGUAAAAAGCCUUUUUUUCCCACAAUCAUAUUUUCAUAAGACCACUGAACAAUGUGUCAUAUGUACAGUCUUUUUGUAAUUUGAUGUAUGAUUUUAUUUUCAUUGUCCACAAAGAAGUGUCAAAUAAAGCUUUUUUUAUGAAUUACA